Meloidogyne enterolobii is the source of this 1122-nucleotide messenger RNA. The record is from the annotation of a GenBank genome assembly. Lineage: Eukaryota; Metazoa; Nematoda; Chromadorea; Rhabditida; Meloidogynidae.
AUGAAUAUAGAGAAGAAAAGGAAUAUUUUUUUAGAAAAUUUUAGACGAUUGAUUAAAGAAUCAUUUUUCCUUUCCCAAAAAAUUAGAAUACGUUAUUAUUAUAUGGAUUGUUUAUUAUUUUAUGGUCUGAAGGAGGUAAUAGAUAAUUCUCAAAAUCCAUUGACUAGGACAGGCAAAGUUUAUAAAACAUUCCCAAAUAGAAAAGAACUUUGGUAUAACGAUGCUUCCGAGACUGACGAAAAUAUUUUUGUCAAAAUAUUUGAGACAAAGGCAAAAAUACUGAUUGACUCAGAAACACCUAUGGCAAUUGUUGAAUUAAUUGAAGAAGUUAAAAAUGAAAGGAAGGUAGUGAAAGAGAUGAAUGAUGAGGAGUUUAAAAAGAAAUGGAAUGAAGCAACAAUUGACGAGUUAAAAUACAAUCAUGAUAAAGAUGUUGCUCAAAAAUUAAAAGUGAUAAGAAGUGAACAAGCAAAGAUUUUGAAAGAAAACUUGAAAGAAUUAAAAGUUAAAUAUGAGAAAAUUGAGAAAGAACUAAAAGAAUUUAAAACCAAACGUAACAAUUUAGAGGUGUCUAUAAAAUUGAAAGAAAAAAUAAACGAAAGAGAUGAAAUGUCGAAAAAAAUAAAAGAAAUUGAAGACAAGAACUAUAAAGAAUCGAAAGUAAAAUUAAACACGAUAGAAAACGAACAAAAGAAGAUAUGGGAAGAAAAACUUGAAAAGAUAAAAUUUGAGAAUGAACAAAUUUUGAAAGAAAGCAUGGAAAUUAAGCGCAAGGAAAUGCUGGAGAAAUAUAACGAUUUUAUUGUAGAAUUAAUAGAAAUGUGGUUUAGAGUUGUUUUUUAUCAUGUUUAUGAUAAAGUAUAUGAAAAUGAUGCCAAAAAGAAGAUAACAAUUAAGAUAAUUAAGGAAUCGGAAAAAGGAAAAGCAAGUACUAGUAGUAAUAUUAAAACUAUUCAAGAUGAAGAAGAUGUUCUUUAUUUUAAUAAAAUUACAUUAAUUAAAAAAACAUUUUUGCCAAAAAUUUAUGGAAAAGAAAAUGCAGUAAAAUUGGUUAAAGGAAAAAAAGAUUCUGUAAUUUUUGUACAUAUAAACGGAAAAAUUACUAAAGAAGGCAAGUUUUAG